This is a messenger RNA of Hansenula anomala, 414 nucleotides long. RefSeq names its product YqaE/Pmp3 family membrane protein. Gene Ontology annotation, cellular component: membrane. The coding region runs from base 1 to 414 and encodes 137 amino acids. The transcript has a single exon. NCBI's taxonomy places the organism in Eukaryota, Fungi, Ascomycota, Saccharomycetes, Phaffomycetales, Wickerhamomycetaceae. The record is from RefSeq and is a predicted model, not a curated record.
AUGUGUGAUUGUAUCUUGGUGUUGUUAGCGUUAGUGUUCCCACCAUUCCCAGUCUGGGUCAAAUGUGGGCUUUGUUCAGCUGAGUCAUUAAUCAGUAUUGCUCUGAGUAUAUUGGGAUAUAUACCAGGUGUGAUAUAUGCUCUUUAUGUGAUAGCCAAAUACCCUAUACGUUAUGUGGUUAUAGAUGAGGAAGCCCAAGUGUAUAGAUGUCACCCAUCUCAUCACAGAGUGCAACAAGGUCCUCCAAGGGUUAUCAUCAGAGAAAGAGUUGGUACUCCAAGUUCAGAACAAAUCAUAUCAAAUUCUAAUAAUCAAUUUUAUGGAUCAACUAGUAAUGAUAAUCCUCCUGAUUAUGAAGAAGUGUUGCAACAACAGCAACAUCAACAGCAACAACAUCCACCUAGAGGGAAAUAA